Messenger RNA from Delphinapterus leucas (beluga whale), 5198 nucleotides. RefSeq names its product ATM interactor (gene ATMIN). Lineage: Eukaryota; Metazoa; Chordata; Mammalia; Artiodactyla; Monodontidae. The record is from RefSeq and is a predicted model, not a curated record. Gene Ontology annotation, molecular function: DNA-binding transcription factor activity, RNA polymerase II-specific; transcription cis-regulatory region binding. Gene Ontology annotation, cellular component: nucleus. Gene Ontology annotation, biological process: positive regulation of transcription by RNA polymerase II.
GCCAUGGCGGCCUAUGAGGCGACUGUGGCGGCGGCGGCGGCGGCGGCGGGGCCCACGGCUCUGGCCUUGGGCGCCGCGGCCGUCCCGGCCGCCGCGAGGGGAGCCGCUGCCGCCUCCGGCCCGUGGGAUCCCCCCGGGCGGCUGAGGGGCAGCCGGCCGCGACCCACGGCAGCGAGGCAGCAGCCUGCGGGUGCGGCGCCGCCGGCCCGGGAGCUCAUCCAGCCGUCGGUGAGCGAGCUGUCCCGGGCCGUGCGGACCAACAUCCUGUGCACGGUGCGCGGCUGCGGCAAGAUCCUGCCCAACAGUCCCGCGCUCAACAUGCACCUGGUCAAGAGCCACCGCCUGCAGGAUGGCAUAGUGAAUCCAACAAUAAGAAAAGAUUUGAAAACUGUACCAAAAUUCUACUGUUGUCCAAUUGAAGGAUGCCCUAGAGGCCCUGACAGACCAUUUUCUCAAUUUUCUCUCGUAAAACAGCACUUUAUGAAAAUGCAUGCUGAAAAGAAGCAUAAAUGUAGUAAGUGCAGCAAUUCGUAUGGCACUGAGUGGGACUUGAAAAGACAUGCAGAGGAUUGUGGUAAGACCUUCCAGUGCACAUGUGGCUGUCCCUAUGCCAGCAGGACUGCGUUACAGUCCCACAUCUACCGAACUGGCCAUGAGAUCCCUGCAGAACACAGGGAUCCACCUAGUAAGAAAAGGAAAAUGGAAAACUGCCUGCACAACCAGAAGUUGUCCAGUAAGACUGUUGAAUCACUGAGCAACCAAUCAACCCCAAGACCAGAUGCUCAAGAACUAGAAACUUCAGAAAUAAAGCUAGUGGCUUCGUUUGAAGAUUCUUGCAGCUCUAAUGCCAGAAAGCAGGCUCUUCCAACACCUCCAAGGUAUCCUCAGAAGUUGCUUUUACCAAAACCCAAAGUGGCUUUGGUUAAACUCCCCGUUAUGCAGCUUUCUCCUGUGCCUGUCUUUGUGCCUACAGCCGACUCCUCAGCCCAGCCUGUGGUGUUGGGUGUCGAUCAUCAGGGCUGUACCCACGGUGCUGUGCACUUACUGCCCUUGUCCGUCGGAACCCUGAUCCUCGGCCUAGAUUCGGAGGCUUGCUCUCUCAAGGAGAGCCUCCCUCUUUCAAAAAUUGUAAAUCCUGUUGCUGUUGAGCCAGUUAGCACAGGUGUUCAAGUGAACUUGGGUAAAAGUCCAUCUAACCCUUUACAAGAACUAGGGAACACAUGUCAGAAGAACAGCAUUUCUUCAAUCAAUGUACAGACAGAACUGUCUUAUACCACACCACACUUUAUACCGUCUGUAGAGUGGGCUAGCCCUGAUUCCUCUGUGUCAUCUUGUUCUCAAACUGAUUUAACAUUUGGUUCUCAAGUUUCCCUUCCCAUCAGUGUUCAUACUCAAACUUUUUUGCCCAGUUCUAAGGUAACCUCAUCUAUAGCGGCUCAGACUGAUGUGUUUAUAGAUGCCAGUUUCCAGUCAGGUGGGAUCUCCAGAGAAACUCAGACCAGUGGAAUGCAAAGUCCAACCGAUGAUCGAGUACAGAUGGACCAAGCUGUAAUGUGUGGAGACAUUUUUGAGAGUGUCCAUUCGUCAUAUGGUGUUUCUACAGACAGUAUUAUAAGCAGCAGCUUAGUAGCAGAGACUGUGACUCAUGGUUUGUUACCUCAGAACCACCCUAAAACUUUAAAUCAAGAUAUUGAGAAAUCUGCACCAAUUAUAAACUUCAGUGCACAGAAUAAUAGUAUACUUUCUUCACAGAAUAUGACAGAUAAUCAGACCCAAACCAUAGAUUUAUUAAGUGAUAUAGAAAACAUCUUGUCAAGUAAUCUGCCUGGUCAGACACUGGACAAUCGUAGUCUUUUGUCUGACACAAAUACUGGACCUGACACCCAGCUCCCAUCUGGCCCAACCCAGAAUCCUGCAAUUGAUUUUGAUAUUGAAGAGUUCUUUUCGGCCUCAAAUAUCCAGACUCAAACCGAAGAGAGUGAGCUUAGCACCAUGACCACGGAGCCAGUCUUGGAAUCUCUGGACAUAGAGACCCAAACUGACUUCUUACUUGCAGAUGCCCGUGCCCAGUCCUACAGUUGUAGGGGAAAUUCUAACUUCUUAGCCCUUGAAAUGUUUGACACGCAGACACAGACGGACUUGAACUUCUUUUUAGACAGUAGCCCUCAUCUGCCUCUGGGAAGUAUUCUGAAACACUCCAGCUUUUCCAUGAGUACUGAUUCAUCUGACACAGAGACCCAAACUGAAGGAAUCUCCACUGCUAAAAACCUACCUGCUCUAGAAAGCAAAGUUCAGUUGAACAGUGCAGAAACACAGACCAUGAAUUCUGGCUUUGAAACUUUGGGGAGCUUAUUCUUCACCAGCAAUGAAACUCAAACAGCAAUGGAUGACUUUCUUCUGGCCGAUUUGGCCUGGAACACGAUGGAAUCUCAAUUCAGCUCUGUUGAAACCCAGACAUGUGCAGAACUACACCCAGUCUCCAACUUCUGAAAGUGGAAUCCACAUGGGGGAUGGCAUUUACAGUUGGUUCCCUUCUGGAUUUAGAAGGUGGAGAACGGGGACAACAGUGUUAACUCUAUUGAAUGUACUUGAUACAGUUACUUCGAUUAUCUGAGGUUCUUUGCCCUUUGUACUGUAAACAUGAAAUUUGUGUAAAAAUGUGUGAGUGUAUUAUAAAGUAUAAGAUGUUGAUCUAACAAGAAUUGUUUUUGUGUUGCCUACAUUUGCCCUUUCAGUGUAGUCUUCCCUUCUUAAAAAAAAAAAAAUGUAUUUCACAUCUUUAAAACCCAUCUAGCCAUUCACCUGAAGCCAAGCUCAGCAGGACUAGGGUACAAACUUUUCAAACCUUCAAAACACUUUAGUCAAAGUAUGACUUACUUAAAUUGCACCUAAAGUACUUUUGCCAGUGCUUGUUAGAAAUUCCUGUGUCCCAAUAAUGUCUAAAGAAGUCUGACGCUGUACCAUCAGAUUUAAACACCAACAGCUUCAUCUGCUUUGACAUCUUACUCUCCCCUGAUUUGAAGACACAAAGGAAACUACACUUGUCUUUAGCUUUUGAGACAAUUUUCAUAUAGUCAAUGCCAUCCCUCCUCUACGUGAACUCUUACUGAUACCAACGUUAAGUGUAUAGUACUUUCCUCACAAGACGUGUUGCUGUAAAAUUAUUGCUUAAAGAAGUAGCGGCAAGCACUUAGUGUAAAUAGUGAUCCUUUCAGUCUAAGUGACAGUAAGUCACCCCAACUAUGGAAACGCUGGGCUGUGAAAUCAUGCCUGUUAGCCCAGACUGGAGUGUGUCCUACGAGCAUCUCUCCUACUCUCUACAGAAGGCCAGGACGGUGCUCCAGAGCUGCUCCUCAAAGCUCACCCACCAGCUGAGUCUCAGUUUUUCUCUCUAAAUGUUUAAAGAAAAAUAACAUAAGGAGAAAAGGACAUUCCCCCCUAAAUUUCAACAGUUUGCAUAAGCUUGAUAGGGCAAGAGUGCAAUCAGCAGCUAUUCUAAAGUGAAUCUUGUUUUCAUCCACCUCUCAUUUUUUCCUUAAAUGAGGAAACACAUUGGUCUAGCAAGGAUAGUAUUUGUGCCUUGAGAAUAGCAAUUAUAGAACAGAUCCAUCUAAAGUAUAGUGUUCUGCAUUUUGUUGCUUUGUUUGUUUAGAGAGGGUAAUACCAAACAGUCUUCAAAGAAAAUGAGGUGAAGACCAAGUGCUUCAAUAAUCAAGAACAUCUGUGUUUUGAGAUGGGUGUGUGGUUAAGUAUGCUUUUGGAGUUUUCUGUAUUUAGGAGAUUCUGAGUUCUUGAUUGUUGGCCAACUUUCGGGCAAGUAAAAAUCAGUGCAGUCUGUAAAUUUUUCUGAGUUUACCCAGAAAAAUGCUCUGUUCUUUCUGUGGCACAUGCUUAUGCUGCUGAAGGCUAAAUCCUCAAAAUAAAACCUAAGGAGGGGACUAAGAAUUCAUUAAAGUAACUCAGUGGUGUUGCUACUAAUUCCUAUCCUGUAGAAGAAUUAUUGGUAGUGGAUAAAUAACAUAUCCUGAGUAGAUGAACUCAGUCUGAUAGAUAAAAGUUUGCUUUGGUCACAGUUGCCUAUGAAUAUGGGUUUCAAAACAAACAUAAAGCCUUAACUUAGAAUUUCAUUAUGUUUUAGAAUCAUCACUGCCUUAAUGUGCAAACAUCUAUUUAAGUUCUCCUAAUAAGGAGAAAUGCAUGUUUGUUUAUGGCUCUUUGUAAAUAUAUAUGCAGCGAUCUAUGGCUUUAAAAAAAUUCUGUGUUUCUGUGACAGUGUUUGUUAAUCCAGCCAAUAGAGUUAUUUGCAGAAAAGUGGAGCAUGUAAUAGUUCUUCAUGUACAAGUAAGAACUGUUUCCCCCCAAAACCUUAGUUACCUGAAUUGUUCUAAGAUUAUUUGUAAAAUCUGAAACUCAGUGAUUAAAGAGAAGUGAGAAUUCUACCUUUUGUGUGAAUUCUUCAGCAUACUCAUAAUGUGACUUCGUUGCCUUAAGUUUUCACAAACUCAUCAUCGUCUGAAAGUCACACGAUGAAAUGACUGUGCCUAGUUAUUUCCAUUACUGUCUUACCUUUGUUCAUGAAAAUAUGCUAACAAUUUUCCUAGUAGAAAAUGAAAAGACAUUCCAUUACCAAAACUUCUGGUUUUUUUGGGCCGCGCCAUGCAGCUUGUGGGAUCUUACUUCCCUGACCAGGGAUUGAACCUGGGCCCUCAGCAGUGAGAGCACAGAGUCCUAACCACUGGACUGCCAGGGAAUUCCCAAAGCUGCUGUUUUGAUGUAAAGUUUUUAUUUUGAUAAAAACUGCCCUAUGAUUUAAGUUUUGGGAAAAUUUUUUCAAAGGAAAUUUGAAAAAAUAAUUUCAAAGGAAAUUACUCUGAUUCAUUUUUCAUCCAAAUGUCACCAUUUCAUGAUGGGGUGUCUUUUAUCUUUGUAAGUAAUAUGGUUCUGGCUUAAGAGCAAAAAUAAGAGGGUAGGACUAUGACUAGUUCUUUGCUCAUACUCAGUCACUAAUUGCAGGAAAGCCCAAUCAGUGUGUUUGAUUCCCUUUAGAUAAAGGGAAAUAAAAGUAGAAAAAUUUUAUAGACUUAGCUGAAAGAUGCAGAGUAAGGUUUGCAGCUACUUUUUUUUUUUUUUUUUGGCUGCGUUGGGUCUUCGUUGUUGCUAGCCGACUUUCUCUAGUUGCGGAGAGCGGGGGCUUCUGA